ACACAGUUGAAAUGCAAGGAAGCAUUCAGUUAAAUGGAUUUGACCAACGUAAACUGUCGACGUGGAAGACGUUGAAUACCAAGAGUUUUUGGUGUUGGCUCCCCAGAAAUUCCCUAGGCUGACUUCCACAGCGCUUGCUUAGGUCUGUCCCGUCCAUACCUCGGCAAUUCCCACCUGCUCCACCUCGGCUUCGCAGACGACACAUGCGCGCUGUUUCGCCGCGAUGGUGACUUGGCGCAUCUUACAGCCUCGACUCUGAUGAAUGAAAAGUUGUUUAUUUGGCAAUUCAAAGCGGUCUCUGUGUCUGUCCGCCUUGUCCUGUCGUUUCUCUGCAUCUUGUUUAGAAUUGGGUUUUUGGCACUCGGGUUCAGAACGUGCAAGACUAAAGGCCCCAACAAUAGCAACAAUAACAACACAACGACACCAAAAUACACAACCAUGGAGGCCUACGCAGAGUUCACCCACUUCAUCGUGACCUCGCCGUCGCCCUUUGUGGCGCACGUCGAGAUCAACCGGCCCAACAAGCUCAACAGCUUCCACGAGGCCAUGUGGCUGCAGCUCGGCGCGCUGUUCAACCGCCUCUCGGCCGAUCCGGACGUGCGCGCCGUCGUGCUGUCGGGCGCCGGCAACCGCGCCUUCACGAGCGGCCUCGACGUCAAGGCCACCAGCGAGGGUUUGAUCCCCCAAGAGGUCGUGGACCCGGCCCGCCAAGCCGUCAAGAUGCGCCGCCACAUUGCUGAGUUCCAGGCCUCCAUCUCGGCCAUUGAGAAGUGCGAGAAGCCCGUCAUCUGCGUCCUCCACGGCAUCUGCUACGGCCUGGCCAUCGACAUAUCCUGCUGCGCCGACAUGCGCGUGUGCGCGUCCGACGCCCGCCUGGCCGUCAAGGAGGUCGACAUCGGCAUCGCGGCCGACAUCGGCACGCUCAGCCGCCUGCCGCGCGUCGUCGGGAGCCUGUCGUGGGUCAAGGACGUGUGCCUGACGGCGCGCGUCUUCGGCCCGGACGAGGCCGAGGCCGUCGGCUUCGUCAGCCCCGGACAGCACCGCCACGCGACAAAGGCGGACGCCGUCGCCGCCGCGACGGGGCUCGCCGCCCUCGUGGCCGCCAAGAGCCCGGUCGCCGUCCAGGGCACCAAGGAGCUGCUCAACCACGCGCGGGACCAUACCGUGGAAGACAGUCUGAAAUACACUCAGGUUUGGAACGCCGGGGCCCUGCAGACCGGUGAUGUCAAGGCCGCCCUGCUGUCGGGGUUGCAGAAGAGGAAACCGACGUUUGAGAAGCUGUAGUGCAUGACACCGCGGCAAUUUCCAGUGAUUUUUGUCUCGGCGCCAGGCGUGCAUGUAUGCUUGCUCACUUUUGCAGAUUCCAAUCUCAGCCAACAACAAAUGUAUUACAAUCCAUACUGCAGAGAUGAUUAUUUCUUUUAGUUGUUAGACCACGGUUGUAACAUUGCACAAAACAGAAUGAUGAUGUUUCGUCCGCUG
Molecule: messenger RNA, 1482 nt
Organism: Gaeumannomyces tritici R3-111a-1
Lineage: Eukaryota; Fungi; Ascomycota; Sordariomycetes; Magnaporthales; Magnaporthaceae
Product: Delta(3,5)-Delta(2,4)-dienoyl-CoA isomerase
Exons: 3
Coding region: 259-1284 (341 amino acids)
Cellular component (GO): mitochondrion
Molecular function (GO): delta(3,5)-delta(2,4)-dienoyl-CoA isomerase activity
Source: RefSeq, a predicted model, not a curated record